This is a messenger RNA of Chanos chanos (milkfish), 903 nucleotides long. RefSeq lists its product as uncharacterized. The transcript is spliced from 4 exons. NCBI's taxonomy places the organism in Eukaryota, Metazoa, Chordata, Actinopteri, Gonorynchiformes, Chanidae. The record is from RefSeq and is a predicted model, not a curated record. Bases 1 to 903 code for a protein of 300 amino acids.
AUGUCUGGCAGCCCUGCCCAGCCCAGACCAGCCCAGCCCAGACCAGACCAGCCCAGACCAGCCCAGCCCAGCCCAGACCAGCCCAGCCCAGCCCAGACCAGACCAGCCCAGACCAGACCAGCCCAGCCCAGACCAGCCCAGCCCAGACCAGACCAGCCCAGCCCAGACCAGACCAGCCCAGAUGUGUUGGGAGUGACUCUGGAUGGGGUGAAGACAGUGAGGCAGGGAGAGACUGUUACUCUACACACUGGUUUUACUGGACUACAGAGUGUUCUUAUACUGUGGUUUUAUGGACCUGUGGAUCCAGACACAAUGAUAGUUAACAGUCAUGUCAUCACAGGAGAGAUUAUAACAGAUUACAGUGAUAGAUUCAGAGACAGACUGCAGCUGGACAGACAGACUGGAUCUCUCACCAUCAGGAACAUCAGCAUCACAGACUCUGGAGUUUAUAGAGUACAAAUCAUCAGUGGAAAAUUCUCAGAGAAGAGGUUCAGAGUCACUGUCUAUGCUACUGUUCCUGCUCCUCACAUUAGAGUCAGACAGAGUCACUCAGCAGUAAAUGGAUCAUCUGGUCCAAAGUGUUCAGUGGUGUGUUCAGUGGAGAAUGGGAGAGAUGUGACUCUGUCCUGGUACAAAGGGAAAGAGAUACUGAACCAGACCAGCAGCCCUGAUCUCAACACCAUCCUCUCUCUCGUUCUGGAGAUAAAAGAUCAGGACUGCAUCACCUAUAGCUGUGUAUCUGCUAACCCAGUCAGUAACCAGACAACGCAACUCAAUAUUACAGAACUAUGUCCUCACAGUCCUGGGUGUCUGAGGGCACUGACUCCAGAGGUAUCGGUGGGUUCUGGAAAAGAGGCUGCUCCCACACCCAUGGCCCUGGUGCCAUACCACCCUCACGUGUAA